CGUGAACGCAUGCUAGCGGGACCGGUUGAGGAUUUCAGGGAGAGAGACGAUGGUCUCUUAUUAUUUCGUGACCGAGUGUGUGUACCGUUGGAUGAUAGCUCCGAAAGUCCAUCUUAGAGGAGGCUCAUUCAUCGGCGUAUGCCAUGCACCCGGGAGGCACGAAGAUGUACCGUGAUUUGAAGGAAAGUUACUGGUGGUCGGGUAUGAAGAGGGAAAUAGCCGAGUACAUCAGUAGGUGUCUUACUUGUCAGCAAGUUAAGGCAGAACAUCAGCAUCCGGCUGGGUUACUACAGCCACUUUCCAUUCCUGAAUGGAAGUGGGAGCACGUGACUAUGGAUUUCGUGGUGGGGCUGCCACGGACGAUUAAGAAUUAUGACGCCGUAUGGGUCGUGGUUGAUAGGCUCACGAAGAGUGCACACUUUUUACCUAUCAACACCACCUAUGCACUGGAAAGGUUAGCCAAGUUGUAUGUGGAUGAGAUCGUGAGGCUACAUGGGGUUCCCAUAACCAUUGUAUCCGAUAGAGAUCCGCGAUUCACAUCACGAUUUUGGCCGAAGUUCCAAGAAUCUAUGGGGACAAAACUGAAAUUCGGUACAGCUUUUCAUCCGCAAACGGAUGGACAAUCCGAGCGGGUUAUACAGAUAUUAGAGGAUAUGCUGAGAGCUUGUGCAUUGGAGUUCCAAGGGAGUUGGGACAACCAUCUGGCACUUGUGGAGUUUGCCUAUAACAACAGUUAUCAGGCGAGUAUAGGCAUGCCUCCAUAUGAGGCAUUGUAUGUGAGGAGAUGUCGUACACCUUUGUGUUGGGACGAGGUUGGCAUGGCCAAACUCGAGAGCACGGAACUGGUGGAAAUCACCAAGUCAAAGGUAAAAAUGAUUCGUGACAGACUUAAGGCGGCACAGGAUAGACAGAAGAGUUAUGCCGAUAAGCGCCGAAGAGCCUUAGAGUUUAAGGUUGGGGAUGAGGUAUUUUUGAAAGUUUCACCUUGGAAAGGAAUCAUCCGAUUUCAGAGCCGAGGGAAACUCAACCCACGCUACAUAGGGCCAUUUGUAAUUCUUGAGAGAACUGGGGCCGUAGCAUACCGAUUGCAGUUGACUCCGAAAUUGGAGAAAAUACAUAAUGUAUUUCAUGUGUCUAUGCUUAAGAAGUAUAUUCCGGAUCCAUCUCAUGUAAUAGAGAAACCACCCGUGGAAAUACGGGAAGACCUGAACUACGCCGUGCAACCGGUAAAGAUACUUGAUAGGCAAGUAAAGAAACUAAGAAGAAAGAAAGUUCCAAUGGUUAAAAUCCAUUAGAAAAGUGACCGAGUUGAAGAAGAAACUUGGGAGACUGAAGCCUCGAUGAAGGAGCAGUAUGCAUUGCUGUUUGAAUAAUCGAUUGUGAAUUUCGGGGACGAAAUUCCCGUUAAGGGGGGGGUGAACUUGUAGCACCGUCCCCAAGCAUAUUUACUUUUAGUAAAUUAUGUAAUAAACCUUGAAAGAUGAUUUAUGAAUUUACGUAAUUGUUAAAUUUUGUUAUUUCUUUUACGUGAAUAGAAAAUUGCAUGUGGGGCCCACAACGGGAGCGGGGGCCGCCCGAUAAUUUCCGAACCACAUGUUAUAUUCAUCUUGGUCUAGAUGACAUCUAUAUGGUGGUAGAUAUUUUAAUUGGGCCAUAAGAAGGGCAUGGAGUUGACCGGUGGGUCAAACGGGGCCCAAUUACCGGCAUUGGCAAAUUAAUGGAUAACAGCCCGAAAUGAGUUUCGGAAGCUCCUAAAUUAAUGUUUGGGAAUGUAUAUCUAUUCUAAAGGCCCAUAAUUAUUGGAAACGCGUGAUAUAUUUUAUCCGGCCCGAUAAAAUAAAAUAUGACUAAAACAGUCCAAAAAAUACAACUUUCGGGGCCGAUUAUACACAUCGGGGCAUAAGGGGAUGACCUCCCACAUGAGUGGGGGCCACCCCACGACCCAAUGUGCUGCAAAUGACAAGGAAGCAGCUGGAGGGGGUGUACCUAGUAGGUGGGAAGUCUCCAAGAGACAAAACCCAUACCCACCAUUACCCUACUCCCUUAUUUUGUGGGUUGACUUAGGUGGAUGGUGUUAAUCACUCAUCCUAGCAUCUCCUCAACCAUCCACUCGGCCAAGGCAAAGAGAGAAGCUCUAGGGAAGCCUCCUCUCAUAGUCCAAGCAGCAAGGAAGAGAAUCCAAAGAGAAGAGGGUUGUUUUUGAGGUAAGAACUCAAUAAACAAUCUUUAACUAGUUUUAUUAUUGUAUGAUUUUUAAGAAAUCAUAUGGUGGAUUAAACCAUGAGUUCUACACGUUUAAAAGUGUAGAAUAUUGAUAUAAAGUGGUGGUAAUUAACUUAGGAGGGUUGGCAAAUCGAUAGGAGUCGAAAUCGCCGGAAACCGCCACUUCAAAGGAGCUAGUCGCAGUUGCAGACCACGAAAGCCGCCCGGCUUUCGUGAAAGCCGCCCGGCUUUUGCCCAGGCAGUCCAGUUUUGCCUUUCAAUCGGCUUAGAACGGGGAUUGAUCGAGGGGCGUAACAAAGGCAACUAUUGUAGCACAUCACGAGUUUCAGGUAGAACUUGAAGGUUGCUACCGGUGCCCGUUGCUCGGGAUAUUCAGAGGAGAAGACGUGGUUCGUGCUUCUUCUGUUUUUCUGAUUUCAAAACAAUCAUAAUAAUGCUCAUGGAUAUUAGUUUGAAUAACUCUUUGGGGCUUGCAUGCCCAUGGUUGCCAAAGUGUGGCUAAGACAUUUAUAUUAAAUGCUUCCGCUGUUUUAAAUGAAUGAUUUACAUUAU
Molecule: messenger RNA, 2775 nt
Organism: Cuscuta europaea
Lineage: Eukaryota; Viridiplantae; Streptophyta; Magnoliopsida; Solanales; Convolvulaceae
Source: the annotation of a GenBank genome assembly